Molecule: messenger RNA, 1673 nt
Organism: Aaosphaeria arxii CBS 175.79
Lineage: Eukaryota; Fungi; Ascomycota; Dothideomycetes; Pleosporales
Product: MFS general substrate transporter
Exons: 3
Coding region: 177-1673 (498 amino acids)
Biological process (GO): transmembrane transport
Cellular component (GO): membrane
Molecular function (GO): transmembrane transporter activity
Source: RefSeq, a predicted model, not a curated record
ACAGAACCCACUUCCCGAGUAUCUCUCUCCGCAAAAGGAGACGGAAGCAUCAUAGUGUCGUCGCACGUCAACUAUGAGGAUGAUCGCGCAAUGUUAGACAUAUAAUUGGCCGUUCUGCCUAUGCUAUGGCAGGUGCUCAUGCUCAGUUGUUUUGAAAUCAUCAUCACUGAGCAAUCAUGACUACAUUGAACGAUCAAUCAUCUGCUACCAAAUCAAUGGGAGGGGUAGAUGAAAAACAGUUUCCAACCGAUGUAUCCAUACCUGACCGGAAUGGAGAAGCCAUUGCGUGGACCGCGAAGGAAGAGAAAAGACUUCUACGAAAGCUCGACUGCUAUCUGAUGCCUUUACUCGUCCUUGGCUUCUUCGUCCUCCAACUAGAUCGCAGCAACAUUUCCAACGCUCUCACAGAUACGUUGACCAAAGACCUGGGAAUUACGAGGGACGAUGUGAACCUCGGUAAUCAAUUGAUGCUGGCAGGUAUCGUUGUUGCUGAGUUGCCUUCCAACAUCCUUCUCCAGAAAGUCGGUGCCCCUAUUUGGCUCACUGGACAGAUGUGCAUCUGGGGCACCAUCGCCUUGACUCAGGCCUGGUGUACCAACAUCCACUCGUUCUAUGCCACUCGCUUUCUGCUGGGACUGUUUGAAGGUGGAUACAUUCCCGGAGGACAAUAUGUCCUCUCAUUGUUUUACACCAGAGAGGAGCUUGCUCUUAGAACCGCCAUCUUCUACUUCGGAAAUUACUUUGCCACUGCUACCGGUUCUCUGAUGGCGGCUGGAAUAUUGAACCUCGCCGGCCAAGCUGGUCUUUCGGGCUGGCAAUGGCUCUUUAUUAUCGAGGGAAUUAUGACUCUGGUUGUUUUCCUGCUUUUCGUCCUAUUCCUACCCCGAAGUGCCUCUCAUACUAAGCCCAUUCACGGAUACUGGGAUCUUUUCACGGAUAAGGACAGAGCGAUCAUGGGCGCGCGUGUUACUAAGAGUGCGGCCAGAGCCCAGAUCUCCUGGGCGCAUAUCAAAGAAGCAUUCACGGACGUAAGACUAUGGCUCCAUCUGAUUCUCAAUCUCGCCAGUCUUGCGCCGAAAGGCGGACUCCAACUCUACGGACCGUCCGUCAUCAAAGGCCUGGGAUUUUCAAAGACAAGAGCGAACGCAUUGAACUCCGUCAGCAGCUUUUUGGUCGUGGUGUUUUCCUUCGCCAUAUCAUACGCGUCUGAUGCGACUGGUCUCCGUGGACCAUGGUGCAUAGUUGCAUUCGCAUGGUCCAUGGCCUUCGCAGGCGCGCUUUUCGGUCUACCGCUCCGCUCCGACAAAUGGACGAGGUACUGGGUCUUCACCUUCCUGGGAAGCGGCAAUGCUCUCGCGCAGGGCCUCAACGAUGCAUGGCUUAGCGUCAAUGCCCGCACGCCCGAGAAGCGUAGCAUCGGCCUUGCCUUCGUCGUCAUCGGAUCUAAUCUCGGAGGUCUGGCGGGCCAGCAGAUGUUCCGCGAAUCUGAUGCGCCGAGGUACCAGCGUGGGUUUUUGGCUAUUCUAUUGCUUUAUGUCGCGUCGAUUGCGAUCACGGCUGUGUUGAUGGCGGUGUACUGGUGGUCGAAUAGGGGGGCUGAGAGACCCGAGUCGGCUCAGGAUGCUAAUGCAUCGGAAGAGCUUGUGGGUCCGCCGCUGCGAUGUCAAUUGUAG